Seminavis robusta is the source of this 918-nucleotide messenger RNA. NCBI's taxonomy places the organism in Eukaryota, Bacillariophyta, Bacillariophyceae, Naviculales, Naviculaceae. The record is from the annotation of a GenBank genome assembly.
AUGGUAGCCACACCCUCCGCCAAGGUGUUGCCGAACGGACUUGAGGAACUGCCAAGAAGAAGAAAAGAGGCGUCAUCGCGAACGACGAUAGAUGGAGCUUGUUGGCAAGAACAUUUUGUAAACGCCCCAAAGGCAUCGCUCACGGCGACUGUCGGUUCGGCCGUUGCGCAAUCCUUGAGUUAUGUGACGAUUCCCAAUUUUGGCAGCGUAGAGGAACGCAUGACAUUGCAAGAGUCGGCAUUGCGUUUACAAGAAGAACAAAAGGAAGAACAACAGCGUGAACACCAGCGUCCUCAUGUUAUGGGAGCGUCGCAGGUCAACUUCAAUUGUACUCGGUAUUCCGUGGAACGCUUGCUCGAUGCACCAUCGAAAGCGGUGAGUGCUAUUUUUCUCGAUCGUCUCUUGAAAUUUUUGCAAAACGACAAGGACCUAUCUCGAAAUAUUUUAAGUACCGAGAAUCCAGAUGAUGAAAGCAGCGAGUUUCCAUCUACGACUUCGAGGAGUACUCCAAUACACCAGCUGGAGGCGACGUGGUACGCGGAGCCCGACGAUCGCGGUGUAUUACACCCCGAGCCAAAAGUGAAUAUAUACCAAAAAGGAGGAUAUUUCAAACAGCACGUAGAUGGGAUGCAAUUGACGCUCUUGGUGGUAUUGAAUGAUGCCUUUGAGGGUGGUGGAACAGCCUUUUAUGCUCAUGGCGAUCAUGAGGAGGAGGAUAACGCGGACACAAUCAGCAACAACAACGACGAGAAGGAGUUUGACAGGUGGGUGAGUCCUCCAGCCGGUACUGCCAUUGUCUGGGGAGCCGAUUUGUUACACAUGGCCCUACCCGUAAGUGAGGGUAUGCGAGCAGUUUACGUAGGAUCAUUUGAUCUCAACGAGGCGCCGGGGCAUGAGGACGCGACAAUUACGAUAUGA